CUCUCGCUCUUGUCGCACAAUGAAAAAGAACACCGCUAUGCGCCAUUUUACUACGUAAGCUUGCACCUGUACAACUAACCACUCAUCCGGGCCAACCAGUUUUUGCUACAUUUUGCAAUCGUUGUUCUCCUUGAAAGCACACGGUUUUUCCGGAGCGUUCUGAACGAUACAGUUUUCUUCGCGUGUUAAAACAAUAAAAUAUAUUAAAUAAAAUGUCACUACAGGAGAACUUCGAUAAAGCUGUCGAGGACGUGAAGAACCUCAAUGCAACACCCGCCGAUGCCGAUCUGCUGGAGAUCUACGGUUUGUACAAACAGUCUACAGUCGGUGACUGUAACACGGAAAAGCCGGGCUUCCUAGACUUUAAGGGCAAAUCCAAGUGGGAGUCCUGGAACGGGCGCAAGGGCAUGUCGCAGGACGACGCCAAACAAGCGUACGUAGAUAAGGUCCAGAAAUUGAUCGAGCAGCACGGUCUGAAGUAGAAGUUGCGGGUGCUUGUGACAAAACCAGCAAAACGAAACCUCCGGUUAAAAACACGGGCGAUGGGUUUUGCUGGUAUACAAGGAAGAAACAUGUGACAGACAGACAACGGAACGGAUAAAGGACGCGCGACACUUAUGGCAGUACAAAAAAAAAUGGCCAGCCUAUGUAAAAUGGCCUUUUCCUAUUGUUUUAAUGGUUUCCGUUGACAGUAAAGUAGGCUCUUUUUUGUUGGUUUCUCUCUCUAGACUCACACACACCAUUUCGUGGCGUAAAAGGUGAUGAGUCCUGCGAGCAAGAGAUUAGUAAAAAAAAGGCAUACACACGCUCAAAGCCAUUGUGUUCUGGCAUUAAAAACAGGACGAACUCGAAUGCUGGCGAAAAAAAGCUAGCGGUGUAAAAAAUGGAGGUAGUAAUUUGCAAAUUUCGAAUUUUUUGCACUGAAUUUCUGAUACUGUGGCGUUAGUGUUGCGGACAUAUAGAACUUUACUCAGUAAUGGCGAAUUAAUUUUGUUACAUUGUUCAAACAUUUUCCUUAUUUUUUGUUUGUUAAUAACUGUUUUCGAAGACCAGGAUUUGAUAUUCUUACGAAAUAUAGAAUCUCUUUUUACAAGAGAGAACCGGCGAAA
Anopheles moucheti is the source of this 1109-nucleotide messenger RNA. RefSeq names its product acyl-CoA-binding protein homolog (gene Acbp1). NCBI's taxonomy places the organism in Eukaryota, Metazoa, Arthropoda, Insecta, Diptera, Culicidae. The coding region runs from base 213 to 482 and encodes 89 amino acids. Gene Ontology annotation, biological process: fatty acid metabolic process. The record is from RefSeq and is a predicted model, not a curated record. The transcript has 2 exons. Gene Ontology annotation, molecular function: fatty-acyl-CoA binding.